Molecule: messenger RNA, 6013 nt
Organism: Notolabrus celidotus (New Zealand spotty)
Lineage: Eukaryota; Metazoa; Chordata; Actinopteri; Labriformes; Labridae
Product: upstream stimulatory factor 2
Exons: 11
Coding region: 3013-3966 (317 amino acids)
Biological process (GO): regulation of transcription by RNA polymerase II
Molecular function (GO): DNA-binding transcription factor activity, RNA polymerase II-specific; RNA polymerase II cis-regulatory region sequence-specific DNA binding; protein dimerization activity
Source: RefSeq, a predicted model, not a curated record
ACGAAUGUAUGGUGUCCUUCAAAAUUUUACAUUUUGGAAAACAAAUUUACAAAAUCAAAAAACACUUUUACAAGCAGUGAGACAAUUUUACAACACACUUUAACCAUUUCUGAAACAAAUUUACAUUUAUUUUUAACGGAAAGGGAAUGUACCAAAUACCGGAAGUGAUCCGGGAAUGAUCGAGUGAGGGGAUCAUUUAGAUUGUUUGGAUGAAGAGAAACCAAACGGAGCAACGUUUGGUACUGGUACUCCGUUUAGUACUGGGAGAGAACUUCUCUAAGUUUAACAUAAACAUAAUGUCAUUGCCAAUAAUUGUAAUUUUUCAAAGGCUAAAAUAAAAUAAAUUAAAGCUCAUGUGAGGAACAUUCAGGUUAUGUCUAUUUUGGCAUCCCCUGUGGAGCUGGUUGAUUUACUCUUUGCUGAUCCUGUCCUGUACAUAGAGUAAUGUUUUCUUCAUUAAAAAGGAAAAACCUUGUUUGUUUUAUUUGUCCAAAGUGCAACUUACAAUGAAUCUUUAGUGUGGGAAAAUUACAAGAGUCUGUCUGGGUAAAGAGAUGUCAAUCUACUCUGAUACAGGGGUGGAGUAGAAGAAGAAGAAAAAGGGCACAGAAGAAGAAUGAGGCAGGUAAGGAUAAGGAAUGGAUAGUGGCAGGGUUGGUAUAAGGUGGUAUAUUGGGUAAAUUACACUGGAUUUGACACGUGAAUGGAGCAAGUUAUUCAUGCGAAUCAAGCAAGCACAGAAUAAUCCGGCAUUUAAAUAUGCACAAAUGAAGUUAAAAUAUAAAGAUGAAACCAGACUUUUUAGACUGGGUCAGCCAAACUAGGGCACCAACUUUUGCAGGGGUGGUAUUAAGUAUGUUUGAUGAAUAGCAUUUUUACCCUAAUUUUCAUACUUGAAGUAUUAACAUGACAGUAUCCAAAAUAUGAUAUGUUCUUUUGGAUUAUUUUAAUUUCAGAAAGUAACAUAAAGUGGCAACAUUCAAAUUAUCUUAGCUUGAAUCUUCAAUGACAAAGUGGGCUAUUCUUGUUCAAAGUCACAAAUAGUGUACUGUUGCGACACAGCCAAAAUAGUUUGUCUAACUUGAGUACUUCCUCUGAAAAAGCAAAUACCCAAUCAUUGUUUAGAAAUUUGUAGUGGCAGGGCAUAUAUAUCAAUGAAAAAUCAUCAUGAGAGUAAACAAAAUAAAAGAUGUCUGUUUAUUUUAUUUAAGUUUGCUUUAAAUACAAUUAACAGCAACAAACAAGGAUUGGAUUUGUCUUUGUUGCCUUUCUUUUGACGCGCUGUGAGAGUAUUUUGAAGCCCUAAGUUUAGUUUUUCCUCGUUGUUAGUUUAACUUUAGCUUCAGAUGAGAGUUAAAACUGUGUUUUCUGUUGACUGUGAUCUCAGGAGAGGUAGGAUGUCGUAGCAGUAGCUGAGCAGGAUUUUGUCAAGCCUUUUUUUCUCAUUAGUUGCGUGCAUUUUCUAUUUUCUAAUAUGAGUAGUUUUUUUUAUCUGAUGGGUUAUAGGUGUUGACUGUGGUAAUCCUUAUCACAGUAAUGACAGGGACACAGAGUGCAUCAGUUGUGGUCUCGACUGGUCUUGAUAUAAAAUAGGGAGUCCGCCCAGUCCGAGACAGAGACAAGACGGGGUAAAAAUGUUUCCGAUUCCAAGACGAUACCGAGACCUUAAAUAAGCGGUCUUGAGCAAGGGAGAAGUUCCCUCGGCUGGUGGUGAGGCUUACAGCAGUGUGAAAAAAACUGUCUCUCCCAUUCAUUUGAAUGGGGGAGCAGUCAAACUUUAAAAAAUAAAUACACGUCGUACGAAUGUUUCUCACAUCCGUAUGCUGUGGUUAUAUGUAGUUAGUAUUUGACUGUUUUGUGUCCAAGUCCUCUUUUUCCUGAAAGGUUUCUUUUUCAUUAGUUAUUAGAGUUUAAAAAACGGGGUUUCCUUUGAUUCACAGCCGCCGUAGAGGGAAACUUUAAAGGACACACAGCAUCUUAUGACGUUACGCUGUAGGCUGGAGCUCGUUACAGUGGCUUCACAGGCUCUGGCUGCACAAUGGAGCGGGAUUUUUUGGCUUCAGAACUGUACAACGGGAAGAGGCAGAGCAACGCUGUCCAUUUAAUAUACAGUCUAUGGUCUCAAGACCAAGACCGGUCUUGAGUACUACAACACUACUCUCUGUUCCCCACAUUUCCUGUCUCUCUUCAGCUGGGGUGACCAUUAAAGGCGAAAAUGCCCAAAGAUAUAACUAUAUAAAAAAACUUUAAGAGGGCCAUGACCACCCCUGGUCACCCUUAGAAAUGCCCCAGCUGUGAUUUCAAUCAGGGGUGCAAUGAAACACAUUUAUUUAAGUAAUGAUUCUUCUCUCUAAUAGCCUUGAAGGUCAUUUAGGGAUAUCAUUAUCAAUUUCCCUGCGUCCUCUUAAGGAUUUUAUAUAACCAGAAGAGACCUGAAUAAGUUUGAUCUUUGAUGCAGGAGAAAGCAUUGUGUGCUAGGUACUUUGUGUCUGUUUUCUUGGGGAAAAUAACAAUAAUGUGUCAUAGCCUAUAAACGUUUCAUCCAAUACUUGUUCUGUUCUGAGCCAGACCAUAAAGCCACAUUUUUAUAAAGUCACUGAACAUUAAUGUUACCCCUGAGGACACUUGACGGUGGAUUCGGUUUAUGUUUUAAAAUUGAAUGCUCCUUUGAGAUAGUUUCCGUCCUUCCCAUUUUCUCCUCAGAUGACCAUCAUCAUAUCCACGAAUUCCACUCGGUGUAUUGGUCUCGGGGGAUAAAAACAGUUCCUUUGAUCACGUAGACCGCGGUGGUCUUCAGUGAGCUGAAAUCCUCCUCUAGGCGGUCUACAGCUGAUUGAUCGGAGUCACCUCGGCUCACCUAACAGCAGCGGCGGCCUCCAUUUUAACUCCGACACCGAGCCGUACCUCACGUGUCCUGGGCUGUCUCUCUCACAUGACCCGAGUGUUUGUUCCCGUGAUCAGCACUUCCAUCUCCGUCUGUGACACCGAAUAUCACUUUUGAUUCUCACACUGAUGGAUAUGCUCGAACAGAGUCUGGACAACUCAAGCCAAGAGAAGCAAGAAGAAGUUGUCCAGACAUCUGAAGACGGAACAGGUGAGGAGCAGGAAGCUGUCACCAUCGCCAGCGUCCAGCAGGCUGCAGGGUUUGGAGACCACAACAUACAAUAUCAGUUCCGCACUGAGGGUGGUCAGGUUACGUAUCGUGUUGUUCAGGUGACUGACCAGCAGCUGGAAACGAGAGACGAUGGAGGAGGAGCAGUGAGUGUCGUCUCUGCAGCAGCCUUCACAGGGGCUCCUCAGGCUGUGGCUCAGGCUGUGAUCCAAAACCCCUUCAGUAAUGGAGGAAGCCCAGCAGGAGAGGCGGUGGGAGGGGAGACCCGCUUCGCUUACUUCCCCGCGUCUGCUGUGAGCGACGGGACUGUGUCUGUGCAGGCCGCCGCGGACCCCGCAUUCACACAGGCAGGGGGUCAGUUUUAUGUGAUGAUGACGCCCCAGGAUGUCAUUCAAACUGGCACACAGCGAACCAUCGCCCCACGCACACAGUCCUUCCCUGCAGAUGAAAACGAGCUGCUGCAGCAGGAUGGUUUAAACUGGAAAAUGGAUGGACCGCGAACGCCAAGAGAUGAAAGGAGAAGAGCGCAGCAUAAUGAAGUUGAGAGGCGGCGGAGAGACAAGAUCAACAACUGGAUUGUCACGCUUUCCAAGAUAAUCCCAGACUGCAAUAUGGACAGCACCAAGACCGGAGCAAGCAAAGGAGGCAUCCUGUCUAAAGCCUGCGACUACAUCCGGGAGCUAAGGCAAGGCAACCAGCGGCUGCAGGAGAGUCUGAAAGAAGUGGAGAGGAUACAAGUGGACAACGAGCUGUGCAGGCAGCAGAUUGAAGAGCUGAAGAACGAGAAUGCUUUGCUGAGAGCGCAGCUCCAGCAGCACGGCAUCGAGACGGUCGGAGAGACGCCGCCACAGUGAAGCAGAGACAGAAAAAAAGAGUGAGAGAACAGGGAGGGGGACUGCCGGCACAGACAUGCGAAUGACGGAGAAGAAGGCGAGAUGAUGGAGAAAAAAAAGGACUCACUUUCUUUUUAGUGAAUGCAUCCUCCCCUGAGUUCCCAGGUUGCGACCCCUUCUUGGCCUAUAGUGGCUGUACUUGACUGUUCCAAUCCUGUUGACAUAAACACCUUCAGUAGAAAUGUGCUUCAAGAAAAGAUGCCAACUCACCUCCAUCAGAGUGCUGCUUCACCAGCACAAGCUAAGAAGAACCUCUGCUGAACUUUGUUUUGUAUUUAUGUAGCCUCACUCAUGGACUUUGAUGUUUGUCAUUUAAUUAUGUUCCCCCUCUGUACUUUUCCCUCAGAGUUAUUAAUUUUAACUUAGUUUAUGCUUUUAUUCUGUUUGUUUUGGCGUUUCUGUAUUAAUAUGUUGUUUUUAGCUGCUUUAAUUUAUUAGUCCGCUCGCUGACAGAAGCCUUGAUGGAGACCAGUUACAUUGCAGCUCAUGCACCCCGGAGAAGCAGAGAGAGAAUUUCAAGUGAGAAAUCAUCAAAAGAAUGCAAAACAUCAUGAUUCUGCAGACAGAAAUAAUGUGACACACAUAGCUUACCUAGACCCAAAGACAAACAGGAAGCUGCAGCCUCUCGUCUCUGGGCUGAUUUAUGUAAAUAUGACGUCUCAUGUUUUAAUACAGAUGUUACAGAGUAUUAGAGCAGAUUAUCUCUGGGAGCAAACAAUCAAUAACUCAUUAACUUCAUGCUGGCCCUUUGUUAUAAUAAUGAUGUGUGCAAUCUCAGAGCUUGAUUUAAAAAGAAAAGAGUGGUAUACUUGAAUUGUUGGGCAUUUGCUUAACCAGAAAAUCGCUCAGAGGUCGACAAUAUCACUUUGAAAGAUUCAAGAGUUUAAUUGCAGUUUAAUUACAAAUGGAAUGCAGAAUAAAGUGGAGCAUAAAGAUGAUUGAUAAACCCAGCGUGCGUGAGAGAGGAGAGCAUAGCAGAUUCCAACUUUUUCCCAAACUUCACGCAGGUAUUGUGGUUUCCCCUCCAUCUUUUGUUCAUGUGUGAUUUCCCACUGUCUCAGUACGUGUACGAAUAAUCCCCACAUGUUCCAUUUCAAGCUGUUUGCUCUAUUUUGGUAUUGCAACACUUCAAAUGGAGCUCAACGCACAAGAGGGGGAGGAGGCACCCUGGAGAGUGGUACUCAAAGACUGUGCUCACUACGGAAAAAGGAGCACACAAAUUCUGUGUCGCACUUCUUAGUUGAGCACAUUUCGCUCUCCGGGAAAGAGACGGGAGUAGUUUGGAAGCAGGAAACUCACAUAUUUCUCCACCCACUCAGGCGAACAAUAAGCAAACUGUAAUUGGUUGUACAAACAGCAAAAGCCAAUAUUUAAUAUUGUUGAUGAUUUUGUGAAUGAAUAUACAUGAUGUAUUUUGGUUCCGCUUUGGGCGAUGUGAAUGAAAGCGGGAGAGAGCUAUCAAGAUUCAGAGCCACUGAAUAGAGCACGGUCGCUUCUCUCUGUGUCAACAGCUCAGGAUCCAGCAAAGCAAAACCAACUCUCAGACCCCUGGCAAAUCAGGCAGACGAUCUCAUUUUAAUAUCUCAGACAGUGCAAGUUAACAGCUUGUGCUGGGGAAGUGCCGUUCUGCCACUUCUGCUCGAUUCAAACCUGAUACGAAAAGUGCAAGUGUCUGAUCCAUCAAACGAGGCUCCUAGCCAAAGUUGAAUGAUAGAUGUGUUGCAGUAGAAGUUUUUUUUUACACCUCACUGAGAGGAGAGGAGAGAAAUGUGAAUGUGAAGGCAUGAAUAAUGCUCCGGAAGAUGGAUGUUCACAAAUGAAAGGUCACUUGUGGCUAAUUUUUUUUUUUUUUCAAGCGUUUCUUUUUUGAAAUGGCAAAAGGAAGGAAAAAAGAAAAGACUCCUUUUCUCUCUGUAGCAGCCGCACUGUUCUCAGGUUAGAUUGUAAGACAUCUUUUCUAAGCAAAAAGGUGGAAAAUAAAACUUUCACAUGCUAAUAACCUCAAAGA